CGAUUCUUGCCAUCGAUACGUCAAAGAGAUCAUCUUCUGUUAUGUCGAAAUUAUUGCUAAUCGUUGCUCUGCUGCUGCUCGUGACGACGAGCUCGUCGAUCGUCAGCGGCGACCUGUUCCACGAUCACGAGGGAGUCCCGUACUUUUUUCAAUUGCCCGACAAAGAAGACGCGAAAAUGUGCUGCGCUCAGUGCGUCGACGAAAAGACGUGCCUCCUCUACACUGAGAAUCGGAAGGACACCUGCGCGGGCCUCAUCGAUCCCGAGUCGAUUGGAUUGAUCAAUUUCCCGGGCGGCCGAAUGAUAGCGACCUCUAAGCGUCUGAACGACAAGUGGCAGGUGCUCUGGAUCGAGAACGCCGCUAACCCGGUGCUCAAAAGCCGCGACUUCAGCUGGAACGAUUGCGCCUGGAAGUCGAAGGUGCGCUCCGACGACGACCUAGACCCAGAUGUCACGGAGCUCCUCAUGGACGCUGUUUUUGAUCCGAAACACGACCACGAGGUGCUGGUCUCGCUCGAGGAAGCCCACUGCGACACGUUCAAUUGCGACGUCACGUUUUAUAAGAAGCACCCGAGGGACUCCAUUCAACCCAGCACGAGGACCGUCGGCGUGCCAAUAAGCGCGAAGUUUUUACAGCUUGAAGAGAUGCACGAGCCGGAGGAGCUGAAGGAGAUGAAGGAGCCGAAGGUCGAGAGGAAAGAUCUGUGAGAAUAUUUUUUUAGGUGCCCAAAAAAAAGCUUCAGUAAAGUAUUAUUUUCAAAGUCGUCUGUUUUGAAUAUCAUUCUUUUAUGUUGAACGAAAAAAAUGAUAUAUUUUAGAUAAUGAUUUAUAAUUUGAAAUUAAACGCGUAAUUGUAAACAAAACAA
Molecule: messenger RNA, 865 nt
Organism: Trichogramma pretiosum
Lineage: Eukaryota; Metazoa; Arthropoda; Insecta; Hymenoptera; Trichogrammatidae
Exons: 2
Coding region: 42-707 (221 amino acids)
Source: RefSeq, a predicted model, not a curated record